Entamoeba invadens IP1 is the source of this 795-nucleotide messenger RNA. RefSeq lists its product as hypothetical. The record is from RefSeq and is a predicted model, not a curated record. Bases 1 to 795 code for a protein of 264 amino acids. The transcript has a single exon. Lineage: Eukaryota; Evosea; Mastigamoebida; Endamoebidae.
AUGGCAGAGGAGUACAAAAGCAAUUUUGACGAUGUGAACAGCGCGGUGGACGCAUUUUUCAAUUACCCAUUGAGGCUUUCGAACAAGAAAAGGCCGUCGAAGGGGGUGAUCAAUUGUGGCGGUGAAUUUUUGAAAAUAUUUGAGAAACAUUUGGGGGAGAAGACCCAUUUGGACGGCGACGAAUUGUCGCCGUUCAUGAAAGAAGUCGGGAUACCUGAAGAUGGGUUCUACUUGUAUGUGAUGUCGUACCUUGGGGAAACGAAAGAGUUUGGGAAUUUCAGUCAAAUGCAGAUGAAGGCGUUUACGGAGAAGAUUGUCUUAACUGGUGCCUAUCAAAAGGAUAUUGAAGACUAUUUCAAUAAGGAGAUUCAAAAGCAGAACCACAAGUUUUUGAUGUUUGUCCACCAACAACUGAAAGUCAUGAUAUUCGCUUUAAACAAAGAACAAAACAAAUUGGACACUAUGACGGAGAAGCAAAUGAAUGUCUCUUUUCGAGUGAGAGAACAAGGGAAGACGGAGUUUGUAGAUAUGUUGAAUGCUGUCUACCAAGACGUGUUACUCAGUGAGAUCUACAAUAGUCCCGUAUUCCCCUUAUUCUUAAACUUUGUAAAAGAUGUUAAAAAAAGGCUUUCAAUAUCAAAGGACGAGUUCUCGUAUAUCACCGACUUCAUUCGCGAAUUUAACACAAUCAAAAAGCUUAAAAUAUCACAAGACGUGAUCGAUGAGAAAGUCUACUUACCGCAACUCUAUCAAGACUUCUUGGAGUUUGUCAAUACAAAACCUUCUAAGAAGUGA